AUGGGUCAUGAGGUGUUCAUUUUUGGGUGCAAGAUUAUGAUUAUCCUGAUGGAAUUACUGCGAAAGCACGUGGACCCAUCAAAAGAACGAGGUCCUUCAUCACGAGGAAAUCAACCCUCUUGGAAGGGGAGAUUACUAUCGGCCGCCUCAACAUUGGCUUCGUCGACUUCCUUUGCCCGCGAACCGUAG
This is a messenger RNA of Colletotrichum tamarilloi, 189 nucleotides long. RefSeq lists its product as uncharacterized. Bases 1 to 189 code for a protein of 62 amino acids. NCBI's taxonomy places the organism in Eukaryota, Fungi, Ascomycota, Sordariomycetes, Glomerellales, Glomerellaceae. The record is from RefSeq and is a predicted model, not a curated record. The transcript has a single exon.